UUUUCUUACAAACGUUACAAAACUUGGAAAUAAAAAACAUAUUGCUUCAAAAAAUCAGGGAAUUCUCUCAGAAGAUUACCGGUGAGCUGAGAAGAAACGCCGGGAAGGGAAGGAGCACCCGACCGGCAAAGCGGCAAAAGGGCUGAUAAUUUACGACGCAUGAGUAUCUCAGCAGCUGUCACUCUUGCUUCACUUGGUCAUCUUGCCGAAGCUUCCUCUUCUCCUUCAUUCCCUACAUCCGCGAGUUUGCUUUCUGGAGAUAACCAUCCCCACUCUUAUAAGUGGCGCUUGGUCAUCGCUUACGAUGGAACCCGAUUUUCAGGUUGGCAAUAUCAACCAUCAAUUCCAACAGUUCAGAGCAUAUUAGAACGGCCUUUAACUCGAAUUACAAAACUGGAACACAAAGAUCUUCACUUGGUUGGUGCAGGCCGAACGGAUGCAGGGGUUCAUGCCUUGGGUCAGGUGGCACACUUUAUUACACCUUUCAACUUUGACACACUGGAUGGUAUCCACAGAUCAAUAAAUGCUCUUCUUCCUUCUGAUAUUAGAGUCAAAGAAAUUAGUGCGGCUCCUCAUGAAUUCCAUGCUCGUUUUUCUGCGAUUUGCAAAACUUACGAGUACAAGAUCUACAAUGGCACCAUUUUGGACCCCUUUCAGAGGCUAUAUGCUUACCACAGUGACUAUAAACUUAAUGUUGAUGCCAUGAGAGAUGCUGCAAAAUAUUUCAUAGGGAAGCACGACUUCUCAGCUUUUGCCAAUGCAUCUCGGGAUGACCGAGUGAGAGAUCGUGUGAAGAACAUCCUCCAGUUUGAUGUAAUUGAAACGGGACCUAUAUUGCAGCUUAGAGUUGAAGGAUCUGGUUUUCUUUACAGACAAGUUAGAAACAUGGUGGGUUUGUUGCUUCAAGUUGGAAGGGAAGCAGUUCCACCUGAUAUUAUUCCCAAGAUUUUGGAAACUUGUGAUAGAAAGCAACUUGCAAAGUAUGCAUUGUCACUUCCACCGCAUGGCCUGUGUCUUCGAGCUAUCAAUUAUAAAGAAGAACAUCUACAUCUUCCGCUGGGUAGCCCGGUUACCAGUUUUGGUAUGCAUCAUAGCAUAAGAACAUGUAAGCUUCCAUACUCAUAGGGCUGGCUGGUGCCGAGUGCUGACGUGCCUCUCAAGUAUGAGAUAUAUUUAUUAUCUUUUGUAAGCCGUAGUUUUGACUUGGGGAAAUUUUCUGUCACUCAGUUCUUUAUGUGAAUGAUGUAUGCUUUGAUAGUUGACAUUGAUCCUUCUGGGGUUAAUGCGUACAGUAUGCACUUGUGGGUUGUAGAUAGGGGUCAAAGUGGUCUUUGACACAGAUAAUUAGUCUAAACUUUUGGAUUUUCUUUUAAAGAUGAAGUUCUUUAUUUGAAAAUUUUGGAUUUUCUUUAUUCCUAAUAUUAGAGCCAUGAGCCCAUGAGUCC
This is a messenger RNA of Cuscuta epithymum, 1445 nucleotides long. The record is from the annotation of a GenBank genome assembly. NCBI's taxonomy places the organism in Eukaryota, Viridiplantae, Streptophyta, Magnoliopsida, Solanales, Convolvulaceae.